Molecule: messenger RNA, 1175 nt
Organism: Eptesicus fuscus (big brown bat)
Lineage: Eukaryota; Metazoa; Chordata; Mammalia; Chiroptera; Vespertilionidae
Gene: HOXA13
Product: homeobox A13
Exons: 2
Coding region: 1-1164 (387 amino acids)
Biological process (GO): regulation of transcription by RNA polymerase II
Molecular function (GO): DNA-binding transcription factor activity, RNA polymerase II-specific; RNA polymerase II cis-regulatory region sequence-specific DNA binding
Source: RefSeq, a predicted model, not a curated record
AUGACAGCCUCCGUGCUCCUCCACCCCCGCUGGAUCGAGCCCACCGUCAUGUUCCUCUACGACAACGGCGGCGGCCUCGUGGCCGACGAGCUCAACAAGAACAUGGAAGGGGCGGCGGCGGCGGCGGCGGCAGCGGCGGCGGCGGCGGCGGCCGGGGCCGGGGGCGGGGGCUUCCCCCCCCCGGCAGCCGCGGCCGCGGGGGGCAACUUCUCGGUGGCGGCGGCGGCGGCGGCAGCGGCCGCGGCCGCGGCCAACCAGUGCCGCAACCUGAUGGCGCACCCGGCGCCCUUGGCACCCGGCGCCGCGGCCGCCUACAGCAGCGCGCCCGGGGAGGCGCCCCCGUCGGCCGCCGCCGCCGCCGCCGCCGCCGCCGCUGCCGCCGCCGCCGCCGCGGCUGCCUCGUCCUCGGGAGGGCCCGGCCCGGCGGGCCCGGCGGGAGCCGAGGCGGCCAAGCAGUGCAGUCCCUGCUCGGCGGCGGCGCAGAGCUCGUCGGGGCCCGCGGCGCUGCCCUACGGCUAUUUCGGCAGCGGCUACUACCCGUGCGCCCGCAUGGGCCCGCACCCCAACGCCAUCAAGUCGUGUGCGCAGCCCGCCUCGGCCGCCGCCGCCGCCUUCGCGGACAAGUACAUGGAUACGGCCGGCCCGGCGGCCGAGGAGUUCAGCUCCCGCGCUAAGGAGUUCGCCUUCUACCACCAGGGCUACGCGCCCGGGCCUUACCACCACCACCAGCCCGUGCCUGGCUACCUGGAUAUGCCGGUGGUGCCUGGCCUCGGGGGGCCUGGCGAGUCUCGCCACGAACCCCUGGGUCUUCCCAUGGAAAGCUACCAGCCCUGGGCGCUGCCCAACGGCUGGAACGGCCAAAUGUACUGCCCCAAAGAGCAGGCGCAGCCUCCCCACCUCUGGAAGUCCACUCUGCCCGACGUGGUCUCGCAUCCCUCAGACGCCAGCUCCUACAGGCGGGGGAGGAAGAAGCGCGUCCCUUACACCAAGGUGCAAUUAAAAGAACUCGAAAGGGAAUACGCUACAAACAAAUUCAUUACCAAGGACAAACGGAGGCGUAUAUCGGCCACCACGAAUCUCUCCGAGCGGCAGGUUACAAUCUGGUUCCAGAACAGGAGGGUCAAAGAGAAAAAAGUCAUCAACAAACUGAAGACCACGAGUUAAUGGAUUAAAAG